CUUCGCAUGAUUUUACGCGGGAACCGAUAUUCGCGAUCGGCCCGUGCACUGGCUCGUGCAACUGUGCCUUCUCGCUAUUUUUUUCGCGUUGCAUGUUCGACGGGCAGCCGUACCUCUCGCUUUCCGACCAAAGUACCCUAGGGCUGCAGUCAGGGACUCGAGGAAUACACGAAAGGGCGUCCAGUCAUGGAACCCAGGUCAGCACGUUCGUGUAAGAAGAGCCUGGUCACGCCGAGGACAUUGAUUCCUCGACGAAGCUCUUCGGUCGAUGCGCGCUGCUCUGCGGGUGGGAUGACGGGUCGUAGCAGCCGUUCUACCUGGACCCCCGCUAUGUCCGGUGGACCAAACAGACGCUCUUCAAGCAUGUCUCAAAUGGACCGGUUGAGCCAAGGUGCACCAAGAGGAGCGAAUCUCAAAGACCAGAGGCCGUUCAAUGACAAGGCUUACGUUGCCCAAUGUGUGGAUAAGCUGUAUGAAUUUCUGAAGGAGAAGGCGUAUCCCAACUACACCACCCCCCAAGCCUUGAGCCGAAUGUCUGCAAAGGAAUUUGAAAACGUUAUGACAUUCCUGAUACAGUUCUUCGAGCCCACCUUCAAGCUGGGUGGCGGGGUGCGAAUGGAAGAUGCGGUGCUUGAACAGCUGCGCCGGCUGGGCUAUCCCUACCCACUGCACAAGAGCAUGCUCAUGGGAAUCGGUUCCCAGCCACACAAGGCCCUGGCCAUCAUCACUUGGGUGGCGGAUUACGCCAAGUACUUCGAUUCUGUAAAUCCGUUGGAGGACUUCUUCACCGGAGAAGACACACCAAUUGGAACUCCUGGGCCCCAGCAGGUCGAAGGGAACAGCACCUCGGGUUUGCUGCUGAAACACUGCCUGCAAAGAGGGCAUGACGACACCAGCUUCGACGAAGACGCUUUCCUCGACAGCUUGGUUCUUGAAGCUGUUGGCCCCGUACAACCUGUUGAGGAGAUUGAGGAGGAGCUGGCACAUCAACACCAAGAGGUGCAAAGACUGACAGCUCUUGUGGAAGAGAAGGAGGCGCGCAAGAAGGAGCUGCAGGUAGACAAACUAAAGAUCCAGAACUUCGAGAAAUACUUUAAAGACAUGGCUGCACACUUCGAAAAUAAGAGGAUGGAAGUGCAAAACAACGAAGAAGAGCUUGCUGCCCUUGGUGCCGAGCGAGCAAAGUUGGAGGAGCAGCUGGCCAACGUGCAAGCAACGUUGCGAGAGCAACACGCGCGCCACGAGGAUGUGCCCGCAAUGAAGCAGCGACAGCAUCGACUCCAGCAGGACAUCACAGCUGCACGCUCACAACUCGAGGCACUUCGACAACAGCAUGAACUCUCUAGUCUGAAGUUCUACAACACGGACGAAAAGCUUCGCUCCGAGCACGCCAAACUACAGGCGAGCUUCAGGUCCUCCACCACCUGCCUGCGCCGCGUGCUUCCAAGAAACGCGCUUGACGACUUCGACAUGCGACCCGUGGAGGACGCCCGGUCUCUGCAAAGGCACGUUGCCUCCAACACUGCGGCUGCCGCUAAAGUAACCGACAUGCUUGACCGUAUGGAGAAGGAACUGCAAGGCUGCAUACUGCAAAAUCACGAUCUGUGCGAGCAGUAUACAUUCAAAGUGGAGGACCUGGAGAGAGAGCUGCAGUUGAAGCAAGAGCUCAUUGCCAAGCGCAAGUCAUACUGGGCAGAGCAAACAGCCGACACUCGCAAGAAUGCUCAUGAUCUGGACAAAGAGUAUGCCGAUAUCUGCAAGGCAACCUCUGACCUUCAGCAGCUACAAAUCCACGAUCCAGACAUUAAGGCCGCUCAGGAGGCUGAAAAACGCCUGGCGAACCUCCAGAAGCAACUAGCCGACACUAUCGCUCGGCAGAACGAAACCAUUGCAGCCAGCGAUGCUGCCUUACAACAAUGCACGGAUGCUGCAACUGCCACUUACAAAGAGAUGAUGGACACCAUCAGGGACACACAUGACAGCAUCGUAGAUGCCAUUGAAGAAAACUUCCAAUUAAGAAAGCAAUGAGAUUUUGUUAUACUGUGAUGAGUGUUGUAUACUGUACAUUUGUGUAAUAUAAGACCUCUUGAGAUAUGAGUGUCUGCUUUUGCAUAGUCCAUCAAUGCCACUAGCCAAAAGCUGCGCUUGCCCUAAUAAUGUAUAUAUACCAAUUACGUAUCACCAAGGGCUAGUCUGUGCUGACGUUCCUGUUACUUUGCUGUUAACAUAUCACCUUCGUCUGCACAUCCAAAAUGCCUACUGCAUACUAGGUACUCGCACAUUUUCAUUUUAUCCUGUGCAUUUGUUCCUGCCUUCUGCAAAAUGUUGUUUGUUACUGAAUGUGUUUGUGAAGUACUGAGUUUGUGCUUUAUUUUUAUACUCUUACGACCACACUGCGUGCAAAUCCUCAAAGAUGGAAGUUGUAGAAGCCUUUUUUUCAUCUCUUUGUAACACCAGACAAUUUGUGUAGCAGAACUAUAAUUUGUAAUUAUUAUGUUUUAUUGAAAUAGAAUUCCAUGUUGUAUUUCAUUAAAGGGGCCCUGCAACACUUUUUGAGCAUGGUCAGAAAACGCUACCAAUUGGUAAUUGAGCUUCCUGAGAACAUGAGAGCCAAAUAUUAUAGCACAGCACAAAGCCUGGAAAUAAAACAAAUUCUCAGAGUCAGCUGUAAAACCUGCUUUCUCUUCUCUCGACAAACAGAUGCUGCAUACUCAUAAAUAUAGCAUCACAGGCCCAAGUGUCACACCAUUGACUCAUUUUAGCUUGGUGCAUUUGGGAGUAACAGGGGCAGCAGCGGGAGGCCGUGACCUGUCCCCGUGUACAAUUGCACUGAAAAGCAGUGUGCUUGAAGAAAAAGAAAAGUGCUCAAGGUCACCAGGAGCAUGUGACGUAUCUUCUUCCCCCGUACCAUCCCUCCAUACUUAGCUUCUACUGCAUUAGACAGCAUGAGAGAAGAGAGAAAGCAAUUGCAGCGUGCGACAAAUCUUUGCCACUCCGCUAGUGCUGGACAGACUCUAAAAUUGUUUGUGGCGGUAAAUUCGUGAGCAAAUAAGCCCCUUCACUGAAUUCAUUGUAUGGCUACUUCUGAACGUGUUGCAUGGUGCCUUUAAGGCAUGUUGCCACCCUUUAAAAUGACCUUUCUUUAUAAAGUUAAUUUUUAUUCUAUUUUACCAUGUACAGACAUUGAAAAUUGUGGAGCGGAGAAAAAAAGAAAAAACUGAGUCUCUGCACAGCUCCAUUUAUAAGUAAUGGUCUCUCUCACAACUGCGCUCAAUGAAAAAAGAAAAUGUUCAAGAACAUUAACCUUUUCUUCUCAGAAGUUGUUCAUGUGUGGACACCGUUAACUUUUAAAUAAACCAGUAUCUCUAGUGGGUUUCCAUGCUUUCUUUUUCAACCAUGGAAUAAAGAAUGACAACUGUAAAGCAUGAGCGAGUAAAACAUGAGCGAGCACAUGGCCUGGAAUUCACAAUCAAUUAUCAAGGUCAGCUAAAAAUUGCUUUCUCUCAAGAAAUGAUAGAAGCUCGAAAAUCGCACGUAGAAGUCCAUCUAUCGGCCAUUGACUGAUUUGAAAAUGGCGCGCUCUGUCGUUCAAACUUGUCCACGCGUGUGUGCACAAUCACACGGAAAAAUAUGCGUAUUCAAAGGGGAAAAAGUGCUCAAGGUCACAAGGUGCGCAUGAUGUAUAUUCUUUGCUCCUGCCAUCCCUCCUUGUUUAGCCUCCAGUGCUUUCACCGGGACAAGAGAAGAGAGAACGCGAUUGCAGUGAACGACAAUUCUUUGUAACACUGCUCGUACUGGACGGAUUCUUAAAAAUUUUUGUAACAUUGAAUUCAUGAGACAAUAAGGUCUUUUAGUGACUUCAUUCCUUCCUUACUUGAAGUGUUUCAGGGCCCCUUUAGGUACCCUUUUCUGGUACUAUAGCAGGCAUGUGCUUUGGCUCCAUAGCUUCCACAGUACCAUCAGGACAAGUUGUUGCUGAAUAUAAGCAAGACGAGUGCUUGCUUCAAAUUCAAGUUUAUUUGUUUGCUUGUUUUCGUGCACAAGUUUCACCGUAGCUUACGCCUUUUUGUCUACAAUAAAACCAGGCCGGUUUC
This is a messenger RNA of Rhipicephalus microplus (southern cattle tick), 4094 nucleotides long. RefSeq lists its product as uncharacterized. Gene Ontology annotation, cellular component: Ndc80 complex. Gene Ontology annotation, biological process: attachment of mitotic spindle microtubules to kinetochore. NCBI's taxonomy places the organism in Eukaryota, Metazoa, Arthropoda, Arachnida, Ixodida, Ixodidae. The record is from RefSeq and is a predicted model, not a curated record.